CUCGACUUGUUGUCUGGUCAGUUAUUAAUCGUCGACUUUAUCGUCAUCCUGCGCUCCGGCAUCGUCACCCGUCUGUCCUUACACGCCCGCAAUUAUGUUGUAUGAGUUGAUUGCUAUUGUCCGUCCGGGCAGCCUCCACGAGGUCCGCGAAAUUGCCCGAAACUGCGGCCUCCAGGUUCUCCGCUCCGGUGGCGUCAUCCGCGGAUACACCAACUGGGGUACCUUUAGAUUGCCCAAGCCCACGACGAAACAUCAGGCCCGAUACAACGACGGCCAUCAUUUCAUCAUGCGCUUCGACUCGUCCGGACCCGUGCAGACCUCCAUCCGCCGCACGCUCGGCCUCGAUCCCCGGAUGAUCCGCUUCUCGGUUGUGAAGCUGGGCGACAAGCUCGAGGAGAUCAAGGAUGUGGAGGGACAUAUUACCUGGAACCACGCACGCAACAUUUCCGACACGAUUUGAGUUGGGGGCAGCGUGGUGGAAAGCGAUUUGUAUUGGAUGGGUCGGUUGAUUAACUGCAGCGCUGCAGUUCUGUUUGGGUCUGUAUUAUUGGGGAUUCGGAGAUAUCGUUUUGUAUCAUCAUACCAUUUCAGCAUCGCAGGCGCAUAUAUAUGAUAAUCUUUUUAC
Messenger RNA from Aspergillus campestris IBT 28561, 625 nucleotides. Its product is annotated as mitochondrial 37S ribosomal protein bS6m. Gene Ontology annotation, molecular function: small ribosomal subunit rRNA binding; structural constituent of ribosome. Gene Ontology annotation, biological process: translation. The record is from RefSeq and is a predicted model, not a curated record. The transcript is spliced from 3 exons. Gene Ontology annotation, cellular component: mitochondrial small ribosomal subunit; ribosome. The coding region runs from base 95 to 460 and encodes 121 amino acids. Lineage: Eukaryota; Fungi; Ascomycota; Eurotiomycetes; Eurotiales; Aspergillaceae.